CUGGCUUCCACCAGCUCAUCAACAAUUUAUUAGUAGGCCACCUUACGUAAACUCUGGCUAAUUACAGUAUCAUUUACAUUGUAGUUUAACAUUUUCUCCACCCUUAAAAUCACAUGACAGUUCUGAAACAACCAUAUAAAGUUUGAAUAUGGGAGAAAACCCAAUUCUAGAAAUUACUAUCUAAAACCAGAUCCCUUAGCUUUGAAUAUUCCUCCCCUCAAUUACUAAGACUUCCUAAGACCAAAACCCCCCUUCCUUUUGGGGCAGCUGCUCUUUUCCAGCCUGCUUGAUCUCUCUCUUAAGAGCAUAGUCUUGCUGUCUGUCUUUCAAUGUAAAGCUGUUUCCUUUUCUUAGGUGGUGUGUCCUGAAAUCCUUUUUUCCUACAAUCACCAAAAACCUGAAAAGGCCUCCACUCCAGGUGAAGGCUGGUAACACUAUGACGUAGGAACUGCUAUUGCUGUCGUCUCUGUUUUGUACAAGAGGUGGCAGAGGCCCGGAGGCAAUGAAGUGACCUUGUAUUGAAUGAAGUGACAGUGUAAUAAAAGCUAAUGUAGAACACUUAUUAUGUGCCUGGCACAUGUGCUAAGCAAUUUUCGUGGCUGAUUUCAUGUAAUCCUCACAGAUGUUCAUCUAUAACUUGGUACAGGUGAGCAAUUCUGUUUUUGUAUUGCUUCACUGGCCAAGAGAUUCCUUCCUAUGUUAGAGAGCAAGUUUCUGUUAUUUGUUUACUUUUACUUUCAUAUUGUUGACUUAAACAAUGAAUGUUUAAUGUAGGUGAGUUCAAAUUCUUCUUUAUGUUGGUCAUUUUUAGUUGUUUGAUAACUUUAAGGGUUGGUUCCAAAACUAUUUUGUUUUAUGCAGUCUUUGAAAAGAGAGGAUCCCGAGAUGUUAAAUUAGGAGAAUAUUCCCUUCUGGCCUGCUGCUGUGGGUCUGCAGGCUGCUCCCUCUGCUGCGACUGCUGCCCCAAGAUCCGCCAGUCCCGCAGCACCCGCUUCAUGUACGCGCUCUACUUCAUCCUGGUCGUCAUCCUCUGCUGCAUCAUGAUGUCAAAAACCGUGGCCAACGAGAUGAAAGAGCACAUUCCUUUUUUUGAAGAUAUGUGUAAAGGCAUUAAAGCUGGAGACACCUGCGAGAAGCUGGUGGGGUAUUCUGCGGUGUACAGGGUCUGUUUUGGAAUGGCCUGCUUCUUCUUCAUCUUCUGUCUGCUGACCUUGAAAAUCCACAACAGCAAAAGUUGUAGAGCUUAUAUUCACAACGGCUUCUGGUUCUUUAAACUUCUGCUGUUGGGGGCCCUGUGCUCUGGAGCCUUCUUCAUUCCAGAUCAGGAGACCUUUCUGAACGCCUGGCGUUACGUGGGAGCCGUUGGAGGCUUCCUCUUCAUAGGCAUCCAGCUCUUCCUGAUCGUGGAGUUUGCACAUAAGUGGAACAAGAACUGGACUGCAGGCACAGCCAGUAACAAGCUGUGGUACGCCUCUCUGGCCCUGGCGACACUCGUGAUGUAUUCCGUCGCCACUGGAGGAUUGAUUUUGAUGGCAGUUUUCUAUACACAAAAAGACGGCUGCACGGAAAACAAAAUUUUCCUGGGAGUCAAUGGAGGCCUGUGUCUGCUUAUCUCAGCAGUAGCCAUCUCACCCUGGGUCCAAGAGCGGCAGCCGCACUCAGGGCUCCUGCAGUCAGGGCUCAUAAGCUGCUAUGUCACCUACCUCACUUUCUCAGCCCUGUCCAGCAAACCUGUAGAUGUAGUUCUAGAUGAACAUGGGAAGAAUGUUACCAUCUGUGUACCCAACCUUGGUCAAGACCUGUACAGAGAUGAAAACUUGGUUACUUGGCUGGGUACUGGCCUUUUGAUUGCAUGCAUCUCAUAUUCAUGUUUGACAUCCACAACGAGAUCAAGUUCUGAUGCCCUGCAGGGGCGCUACGCAGCUCCUGAACUGGAAAUAGCUCGGUGCUGUUUUUGCUUCGAUCCCAGUGGAGAAGACACUGAAGAGCAGCAGCAGGUAAAGGAGGGACCACGAGUCAUUUACGACGAGAAGAGAGGCACCGUCUAUAACUAUUCCUACUUCCACUUCGUGUUCUUCUUGGCUUCUCUCUAUGUGAUGAUGACCAUCACCAGCUGGUUCAACUACGAAAGCGCCCACAUCGAAGCCUUCUUCAGCGGGAGCUGGUCCAUCUUCUGGGUCAAGAUGGCCUCCUGCUGGAUCUGCGUGCUGCUGUACCUGGGGACGCUGGUCGCUCCUCUGUGCCGUCCUGCCCCGCACUUCUCCGUGUGAGCACGUCCGCGGAGCCCUUGGCUCGGCAGGCCUGCAGCCGUGUGACGACAUCCUUUGCACAGCGUCCCGGGGGGUGUGAGCAGCGACUGGUGCCCUGUGCUUGAGUGGGUCUGAAAAGGCUUUCAGAAAAAAAAAAAAUUUCCCGAUCAGCUUUUUAAUUGUUAAUUCAAAAAGAAACUACCAGUUUGUCCCAAAGGACUUGAAAUUUUCAGCCAAACUGAUCAUGGGUGAUAAUAUAUGUUUUUAUUUGUCUUACUGCUAGAAACUGAAUAGUAGUUAUGUUGGUAUUUUCCUUCUACACUUUUUUUUUUU
Molecule: messenger RNA, 2582 nt
Organism: Microcebus murinus (gray mouse lemur)
Lineage: Eukaryota; Metazoa; Chordata; Mammalia; Primates; Cheirogaleidae
Source: RefSeq, a predicted model, not a curated record